UUUUACUUAAAGUCGCCGUAAAGCAGAGCGGCAGCGUGCGCCACGAUGCGUCUCCAUGCUAGUUAGCAUUUUGCUAGCACAAGCUACCGCUAUAAGCCCUCAGCAUUGAGUGCUAAUCUUUAAAUUUGGAGUCGCAAUCAAAUAAUUUCGAGGACGAACGCAUAUAUACAUUGUCCAAUGUGCCUUUAGUUCUACAUACGCACAUUGUUUAACAAUUAGCGUUGUUGCCGCAAACUCUUGUUUCAUUCUAUUUUGUCGUUCUCGUGGUCUGAUCAAUGUCUUAGAGACCCACCCGGUUUUAUGUAAUUCUGCUUCGUUGAAUGUAGUUGUUUUCAUUUUGACAAUGGUUGCAAUAGUGUUUAGCAGGCAGAUGGCAAUCUCCGUGAACUUGUACACAUAGCAGACGGUUCUGCUGAGAUUGGCAACGAUUGUUCCUUACUGUACAUUUAAUCCCCGCGGGCGGGCGGGUGACUUGUGACGGGCUAUCGUGGCGUGUCUGCGGCCAGUGGUCGGUCUGAGGGACCAAUCAUGGGCCAGUACCGCUUCGCAGUCCACCCGUGUCACGCAAGAGAGAGAAAGAGUGUGUAAAGCUACAUCUCUGAACAUCAUUAGUAUCGUCAUACACCAGAUUUGUUUUCUGCCAUGAAUUGACAGGGCCUUUAUCUGCACUGAAGCUAUGAUUCCAAAAAAAAAAAGCGCGAGCAGCCUUGGGAUGUGCUCCUCUGAGUGCUUGUGUGCGCCCAGUCCUUUGCGGUGAUGUACUGCAGCUAUCAGGACCGGCAGGAGUUGGAGGAUGAUCUCUACCGGGAAGAUGAGGAGGAAUCUGAAGGCUCGGAGGCCACCAGCGAGCUGGAGUUUCACCUCUACGGUCAGCUCCACUACUCUUCCAACACGGGGACUACUGAGGGGCAAGAUGGAGAGGAUCGGCCUCGCCGGGAGCUCCACGCCAGCGAAAAGCCGACGGUGACGGCCGUCAGUGUCGAACUUGAAGACUCUGCCAAAAAACGGAAAGCAUCCUUGAAUGACAAACGUGUCAAACAGAAGAAGGAAAAAAGUUGCCCUCAACUGCGAAGACCAUCGUCGGGAUUUGAGCAGGUCAUCGUCAUCGACUCCGGCCCUGAGGUUAUAACCGUGUCUGACGACUCUUCCUCCUCCUCAAGUGAUGACGAUGAAGGAGUUUGUGCCUUAAAGGGAGGCAUUGGAGGUCGAGCGCUGAGGUCGACCCCGGCCCAAAAGGCACCCCGUAACAAGGUGACCGACAUCACUCCCGUGACUUUGCCUUCAAGCAGCUCAGAAGAGUCCGAAUCUGAUUGGGAAUCGUAUCUUUCAUCCGACUCGGACGUUCUGGAGAACUGGAUGAUCCUGGGUCGAGGCAAUGAAGAUGGCGACCGUUCCAUUUCGCUCAACCUGGAAGGUUCCACCGACAACAAUGCAGAUUUGGAAGUAGAUAACGAUUGCAGCUGGCUGGUUUCGAAUAAGGACAGGGAGGCUCAAAUCUUCAACAAAGAGAGGCGAGCCAGAACGGCCAUAUCGCGUGUCGCCAACAGAUAUUACACCGAUAAGAAUGUCCACUGCCGGAACUGCGAUAAAACUGGACAUCUAUCCAAGAACUGCCCUGAUCCCAGAAAGAUGCCCGUUUGCUUCCUUUGCGGCGAUCCCAGCCACGUAGGCAGCAACUGUCCCUUUAAGCACUGCAACAACUGCGGCCUUCCGGGUCACCUGUACGAUUCCUGCAGCGAAAGGGCCUACUAUCACAAACGCUGCCAUCGCUGCGGCAUGACGGGCCACUUCUUUGACGCUUGUCCAGAGAUCUGGAGACAGUAUCACAUCUCGACCGAGACGGGCCCUCCUUUCAAGCAGAAGGGGGAGGACAACGGCCGAAGCCCCGCCUACUGCUACAACUGUUCCAGAAAAGGACACUUCGGCCACGGCUGCACCCGGCAGCGGAUGUUCAGGGGGACGUACGCCACCACGCCCUUCAUCAACCAUUACGACACCACUGAGGACAUCAACCGUAGACAGCACAGGCUGAAGUUCAAGGUCAAAGAACUGAAGGAAAACGGCCUGAUGCCCAACGGUUCUCGGACCCCGUGUAGCCCGGGACCGCCGAAGAAGAAGCAAAAAGUCGUCUCUCCCAACAACGGCCACCCCUUCCACCGUAAAGCUCACAGGACUUGGGGCUGCCGCGCAGCCACUCCCAGCCAUGUUUUUUUUCACCACGGAGACGACUCGAGGGCUGCAGUAUUUCCAAAAAGUAAGUCGUUCAAGGGCAAGCAACAGGAGAGCGCCGGCAAACGGUGGAAGCCCAAGCGGGCGGUGCCCAGAGAGCGCGUCGUCCCGCCCAAACUCGACUGUGACGAGGACGCCGAUUUUCCGAGGGGGCGGGGCGCCGGGGAGAAAACGCAACAGAACGACAACAGCAAAAAGAGGAAACGGAAGAAGGACAAAGAAGUUUCAUCGGCGGGCCUCAAGGAAACUCUUCGGAGGACACCACCAGCCGGGAAGUCAAAGAAAGACAAACGUGAACAGAAAAGAAAUCAGCCGCAUCUGAAAAUGGCCGCUCCGAUCCAUCCGACGGACGAGAAUCUGUUUAACAUCAAGCAAAGGAAACGCAAGCGAUGGCACCGUGCGAGCUAGUCGCUAUGAAUUAAAGCUCAUCUUUGUUUUCCCUUCCA
Messenger RNA from Syngnathoides biaculeatus (alligator pipefish), 2675 nucleotides. RefSeq names its product zinc finger, CCHC domain containing 7 (gene zcchc7). NCBI's taxonomy places the organism in Eukaryota, Metazoa, Chordata, Actinopteri, Syngnathiformes, Syngnathidae. The transcript has 10 exons. The coding region runs from base 757 to 2637 and encodes 626 amino acids. The record is from RefSeq and is a predicted model, not a curated record. Gene Ontology annotation, molecular function: nucleic acid binding; zinc ion binding.